Molecule: messenger RNA, 4897 nt
Organism: Mycena citricolor
Lineage: Eukaryota; Fungi; Basidiomycota; Agaricomycetes; Agaricales; Mycenaceae
Source: the annotation of a GenBank genome assembly
CUUUGAUGUCCUUAUGAACGUCCACGUUUGUGUGCUCUUGGCGGCACAUUUCUCUUUCGAACCAACUUGCGCUGAUAAGUGCUCGGAGAUUGUGGAAUAAGUGCUUGGACUGCGCUAUUCUAUUUUUUUCUCCAGCCUAGACCCAGUGGACAUCGUUGUCGCGGUGUACAACCAAGCUCCGCCUCAUUCAAAACAAACGCUAAAUCUCGUUUGAAGCCAGUGCCGGUCAUGAAGAUCGCGAUCCUGACCUCGGGGGGAGACAGUGCAGGCAUGAACGCCGUUGUGCGUGCGGCCGUCAAAGCAGCUAUCCUCAAAGGUUGUGAGGCAUGGAUCGUCCGUGAGGGCUAUGAGGGUUUGGUGCGCGGCAACGCCGAAGCGGAGUCGAGUCCCGUAUGCGAAAGCCCAUCGGCGGCUCUGUCCGAGUUCCCCCCAGCUGCGAUGACCAUUAUCAACAAUCUACGUUUUGGGGAUGGAGAGCUGCUGAAGGAUGGAACGGGAGAUUAUGACGCAUCGGGGCGAACUUUGAAAGGACGGUACAUUGUCAGGGUAGGAUGGGAUGAUGUGAGGGGUUGGUUCACUGAGGGAGGAACCCUCAUUGGAACUGCGAGGUCAAAGGAAUUCAGAACCCCGGAAGGACGCCUGGCGGCUGCAUUCAAUAUGGUCAAGGAGGGCAUUGAUGCACUUAUGGUCUGUGGCGGAGACGGAUCUUUGACCGGCGCAGACGUAUUCAGAGCUGAAUGGCCCCAAUUAGUGGCUACCCUACGAUCUCAGGGGAAAAUUAGCGAAGCUCAGGCAAACGCUCACGCUCAUCUCAAAAUCGUCGGUCUCGUUGGAUCCAUUGAUAACGACAUGUCCAUGACGGAUUUGACUAUCGGCGCUGUAACGGCUCUGCAUCGCAUCUGUGAAGCUAUCGACAAUAUCAACUCGACCGCGGCAAGUCACUCCCGCGCUUUCGUACUGGAAGUCAUGGGCAGACACUGCGGAUGGCUCGCUUUGCUUGCUGGUGUAGCAAGCGGCGGGGCAGAUUUCCUGUUCAUCCCCGAACGGCCUCCGACGUCUCAGCCCUGGGAGGACGAGAUGUGUGCUGCUAUACAGAAGCACCGUGAAGUCGGCAAGCGGAAGACCCUUGUGAUUGUCGCCGAGGGUGCGCACGAUCUAGACUUGAAGCCGAUCAAGGCAGAAUACGUGAAGGACAUCCUCUCGGAGCGAUUGGGUCUGGAUACUCGAGUGACCACACUUGGUCACACCCAACGUGGUGGUCGCCCCUGCGCCAUUGACCGAAUUCUCCCAACUUUACAAGGGAUGAAGGCGGUAGAUGCGUUAAUGGAAGCGACUCCUGAUACACCUUCUUACAUGAUUGGCAUUCAAGAAAACAAGAUUACGACCGUUCCUCUGAUGGAGGCUGUAGCCAUGACCAAGGCCGUCUCGUCUGCCAUCGAGAGAAAAGACUUCCAGGAAGCGAUGAAGCUGCGCGACCCGGAAUUCAGAGAAAGUCUGGAAGGAUUCAUCUUGACAUCGACGCUGACUAGAAGUGAAGUUACGCCGGAGAGCAAGAAGAUGCGAGUUGCAAUCAUGCAUAUGGGCGCUCCUGCCGGUGGAAUGAACGCAGCUACUCGCGCAGCAGUCCGUUACUGUUUGCAUCAAGGUCACACCCCACUCGCUAUCCAUAACGGCUUCAAGGGGCUGCUGGACGACUAUCUCGGCGAACUUUCGUGGCUCGGUGUAGAUUCUUGGUCGGCGCGUGGCGGCUCUGAGCUGGGAACAAACAGAACACUUCCGUCUGUGGAUCUGGGCGCAGUUGCCGCCAAAUUCCAGCAGCAUUCCUUCGAUGCGUUGAUGAUGAUCGGUGGAUUUGAGGCAUUCAGCUCGUUGCAGAUCCUGGAGGAAGCACGAAAGCACUAUCCGGCAUUCCAAAUUCCGAUGGUCCAUCUGCCUGCCACUCUAAGCAACAAUGUGCCGAUGACUGAGCACAGUCUCGGCUCUGAUACAAGUCUGAAUGCGCUGGUCGACGCCUGUGAUGCCAUCAAACAGAGUGCCAGUGCCAGCCGGAACCGCGUAUUCGUGGUGGAGACUCAGGGCGGAAAGUGUGGAUAUCUUGCGACCAUGGGGGCUCUGGCUGUCGGCGCCUGUCUUGUCUACACACCGGAAGAUGGGAUGAACCUGGACAUGCUCAAGCGCGAUGUUCGCUUCCUCAAGGCGCGUUACAAGCUGGACGCGAAGGGCAAGGCUGAGGGUCGAUUGGUCAUCAGGAGCGAAGCAUCUUCCUCGGUGUACACGACGGAGGUCAUCACCCAGAUGUUCAAAGAGGAGGGUAGCCCUCUGUUCGAUUCUCGCUCUGCAUCGCUGGGCCAUACCCUCCAAGGUGGUACUCCAUCACCCAUGGAUCGCGCUCGAGCAGUGCGGCUCUCGCUGAAAUGCAUGGCUUUCCUGGAAAGGCAUCACGAGCUACUCAGCCAGCAACCGGCGAAAUCGCGGUCAGCAGGCCCGGAUUCUGCCGCAGUGAUCACUAUCCAGUCAAGCUCAGUCAAGUGGGUUCCCGUGCGUGACAUGGUCGAACAUGCGGAUAUGAAGAAUCGCCGUGGGAAAAACCCCUGGUGGCACGGUGUCCGGGAUCUGGUCGAAAUGCUCGUCGCACGACCGCAAUUGGCAGGUUUGCGCGCGGGUGACCUAGAGGCGCUUUAGAGACGAAACGAAUCGUUUGUUGUAUCAUUUCGAUUGUGUCACAUGACUCGCGAUCCUCCCUCCUGUCAACCGCCAUGACCAGUGCUCGACCACCCCUGCCUUUGCGCAACGCCAACAGCCUGCUCGAGAAUGCGGUACUACCGACCGUGAAAUACCAAAUAUUAACUUGCCAGGGUAGCGAUAUCCUUGUCGGCAGACUUAAAGUAGAGACACCAACGCCCGUUGGACACGCCUUCAUCCUCCGACGUUUCGACACCGAUGCCAUUUCCCUCACGACCAUGUUUCGCGCGGCAUUCCCGAGUGCGGGCGAGGAGGCUGAGAAACGCGAGGUUCAAUGGGUUAAGGACACGUACGAUCUGACUGGGAACAACGGGACCUCCAAGGACCUCGCCAUCACUCGCCUCGCUGGAACCUGGGUCAGCCCGUCGAUUGCAGUCGAGAUCUCGGAGGCGUAUCAGCUACGCGAUCUCAUCCGGGUCGUCGUUGAAGCCAAACCGGACCCAAAGGCCACGUAUCGCCGGUCUGGCAAGAAGGAAGCACCCCCACCAGUGCCACUUGCCAGCGCCGCGCGAACGUUACCCUCUCCGACAUCCCCGACGUCCGAGAAACCAGCAAAGCGAAGAAAAGAGUCGUCGCCUGCCCCGCCAGCCGCCCCGCCCGCCGUCACGCCUCGGCGUUCGACCCGCACGAAGAGUCCGAAACCGAUGACAGCGCCCAUGCCCUCGUUCACAUCGGUCACCCGUUCGGCCAAGAAGUCUUCACGCCGAGAAGAAACAGACCUCACGGUCAAGUCUGACGAGACGGUGGUUGUAGAUGAGGAGGGUGAUGCGCUGGCUCAGUCGGUUGGGAACGAACUCCACGCCCAGGAUAUAGCAGAGCAGAGAGACAUGAUUGCUGAACUAAAAGCUCAGAGAGACAAAGCGGCUGCAUUGGCUGCUGCGACCGCCGCCGAUGAAGAGGACGGAGAUCAGGACAUGGCCGACGAACCCCCCGUCAAUUUGAAGCGUCUUCGAGAAGACGAAUCGAAGCCUCUCGAGUUUGAUUUCAAGGAACCUCAAGUCGGCGAGCGGGCCAUUGCCACGAACCGCAGGAUUACCCCCAAGCAAAAGUCACUUGUUUGGGGCAUGGUUGCUUUUGCCGUAGGGGCAUCUGUCGUCUCGUUCUUGCCCAACCUAUUCUAAUGACUUUACGCCCCCUUUGCCGAUUACAUUAUUCUAGUUGUAUCUCUUUCUUAUCAAUCUAUCUCGGAUCGUAAAUAUGAAGCUUCGAUUGUCUUGUUGUAUGUAGAACCAAAGUCGUCAAACCAAACAGCCUGCUCAAGGUUGACACAUGAGCAAACCGGACUCUGAAUACAGUCCAGUCGCAUAGAGAAUGCCUUCCGCGCUGCGCAAGCCGGUCGAAGAGGACGAGAAUACCGUUCCAUCGCUCUGAAAGACAGUCUCGACUGAGUAAUCUGGAGCGAUGACCGAUAUCCAGCUGGGUGCUGUUGCUUUCGAUGUAGGAUCUGCUUUGACCUGCAGAAGCGACGGGAAGUGGGCAUGGCCCGCGACGACGAGCUUCGAUUCGGAAUCGUACUCUAGGUUAUCAGGGAGGAAGGGAAGAAUGACCGAGCGCUGAUACUUCAGAGCGUUCGUUUCUGCGUUCCGGCUGUAGAAACGAACGGCACUAAGUGAAGUCGAGGCGACGGCGACCUGCAAGCCCGAGGGAGAGACCGACACGCCAUUGGCAAAAGGGACGAACAGUGCUGCUGGUUGGCUUUUGAUGAUGGAUUCAGCAGCGUCAGGGUUCGGGUCCACAGACACAUGGGACACCCAGCCAAGCGGCAGGGCGAGGAAUGUCUCGAUCACCGGGAGGACGUGUCCAACGAUGGGCAGUCUGCGCGUCAUCAGAUGAUCGUUCGUCACAUAAAAUGAGUGAGGAGAGGUGAGGGCGAUGGAGUUGGGUGAUGCGAAGUACGGAGACACGAUCGUUCGUAUGUGUUUCACCGCUUCUCCUGCAGGGGCGAGAGUGAACUGUUCGAUAACGGUCCUCUCCCGGGCAUGGUUGACUACAAAUAGGUUACUGGGAUUCUUUCCAUCGGAAGGCCAGAUAGCAAGGCCGAGAGGGUGGAAUGUGUGGUUCUUUGGGAACCCUUGCAGCGCUAGUCUCCGAGCGGCCCCAGAACUGUGUUCCACGCUUUACGCCCCGCAUCACAGCUCACAAGGACGUAUUGAUG